AUGUUUAUCCUAAAGUAUAUUCUGAUAGUGUUUGCCAUUGGAAAAGCACAACUGACGACAAUAUCUGCGUGUACCGACCCAAACAACUUAAGUCUAGAACUAGCGAAUGCAUUAUAUGAUCUAUACACAGAUGAGAGAUUUGUUAAUUUCUCUUUAAACAUCAUACCAUGUUUGACAUCCAACAAUAUCAUUAGGAAUAGUCCUGAGCGUUCACAAGAGGAUGCGCAAAACCAGGCACCAGCAGGAUCAUGUCUAAUUCCACAAAAUGGAGGGUCUGUUAUCACUGAUGAUGGAAACAAUAAUCGUGAAAUGUGUCCUUGGAGUUUUGUCAUAGAUUAUGAUAACAACAGGAUCCCAAAGCAGCUGGCGAAAGCUGUAUGCCAAUGUGCGCAUUGUCACAGAGGCUCAUGUCGACCUAUUAAUUCAUAUAUUCCAAUAUUAAGAAAGGAGUGUGAUUUGAAUUCCGGAAAAUAUGUGUUCAGUAAAUAUAUAGAAGAAGUACCCGUUGGUUGUAGAUGCAUUCGAGCAAGAAGAGCUGUACAAGGGGACAUCUUCAGACAUUAUGCCAUAAGAACGCUGGAGUGAGAAUGCGCAUGCGUAACCAUUACUACAGUGACAUGGCGUCGUCAUAAGUGUUGUAGGAAUUAUAUACAACAAUCUAGUCAAAUUAAAGGUGCAAUGUUUACAUAUUUAGGAUAAUUACUUUUACCUGUACUUCUACUUAAUUGCACACUGUCAUAAAGACGGCAACCGUCAUCAUAUUUUUAUUAGCUCGUAAGUUCUUUUCUUAUUAUGACGCAGUUUAUAAACUUUAGAUUAGUUGAAGAGCAGUAUGACUUUAUUUCAAUGUGUUUUGUUAUUUUUCAUAAUUAAGAUACGUUUGCCUUUUCUGUCAAUGUACAACUAUCUUUCUUGAUAAUUCAUGCAUUUAGCUCAAGUUAAGCUGUAGCAGUUCCUGUAAUAUGAUUUUACUACACUAGAUCUGGUG
This is a messenger RNA of Mercenaria mercenaria, 988 nucleotides long. RefSeq names its product interleukin 17-like protein. Gene Ontology annotation, molecular function: cytokine activity. Gene Ontology annotation, cellular component: extracellular region. The transcript is spliced from 2 exons. Lineage: Eukaryota; Metazoa; Mollusca; Bivalvia; Venerida; Veneridae. Bases 1 to 585 code for a protein of 194 amino acids. The record is from RefSeq and is a predicted model, not a curated record.